UGUCACAAACAAAAAAACAGAAAACAACAUUAAUGCAAUCCUGUCUUCUCUAUUCAUACAUAAUCUUUGUAGUUUGAAGCAGAAACUCGUUCAAACAUCACUAUUUACAGACAUGUUUGCGGGGCGGGGGUUGGGGGGUGAGGAAGGGAACUGAACCUCAAGGAUGAAUUCAAACGCCUUGGGACGGUUUUUGGUAAAACAUUUAAAAAAAAAAAAAAAAAAAAGAAGGAAGUCCCUCCCACCAAGUUACUGUUUAAAAUUUCCAAGCAUAACAUGAACGCAGCAUUUAUCGACCUACCUGUUCUUCUGUUCUGUGUAAGUGGUUAUUUUGGUGCCGCCACUGGCUGGUAACCACAUCUUUCACUUCUCGCCGCACUCAUAUGCACUAUUGGAGAGGCUUACAAAAUGAGCACCUUGAAAACUCUUAAAGAACCGUUUGCGGACAGAAUAAGCUCAGAGCCAGUGGAGGACACAGACACCACCACCUUUGUAGCAGAAUUUUCUUUAGAAGCCAAUUAUCCCAUUCAAGUUACUGAUCCUAAUGAUGCUGUAACAUUCCACCUGAGCUCCAUGCCCUCUGGUUACCUGAGCCCCUCCUACAGAAUCAGGCAGCCAGUUAAAGAUACUGAAGGAUGUAGCUGCCCGGCAUCUCCUUCAGCAGAAGACCACCCUAAAGAACUCCAACUACAUUUGAACAGCUCUUGUGAAAAGUUCUGCCAUCCUGCACCUCCACCCAAGAUUAGCGAUCUCCUGAAUGACAAAGAUCUUCUGGACUUACUACGACUCAAACUGGACCCGAACCACUGCAUAGUAAAAAACUGGAAGAACUUUGCAAGCCGCUGGGGGAUGAGUUACGACGAGCUCACGUUGCUGGAGCACCGGACCCAAGGUUCUCUGUCCCACAGCCCAACGCAGGAGUUCCUACUACGUUACAACCAGAAACCUGUCGCAGAACUCACUGAACUGUGCCGCUUUUACAAGCGCAUCGACGUGUUGCGAUUGUUGCAGGCUUGGAUAGAAAAUGAUUGGCCCUCACGCUGGCAACAAAGAAAAUAACAUGGACAGUUUCUCUUUCACAAAUUAUCUGUCUUGCUUCUCUAUUUUGGUUUCAAUCUGAUUUUUCCAUAACAUCUUGGAUACUUUGGACCACAUAAUAUUGUUUGACAACAUUUAAAGAAGUGCAACAAUACAAAAGAAAUCAACAGCUUGAUAUUUUGGGGGGAGAAAUUAUGGAUCCCCAUAUUACAUUUCUGAAUCGUCUCAAAUGUUUACAAUUACAGUAGCUACAGUAAGUACAAAGGUUAAUUCUUCCAAUUGAAGGAAUCGUAAUAGAUGAGGCACAUGCACAGACGGACCCCAAGUGGUGCACAAGCACUAGUCCUUUUCCCCUGGAUGAAAAAAAAUGCCCUCUUUGCUGCUGUUGUGGCCAGGAUGAAUAAAGUUCCCUUCCCUGCCGCAGCCCAUUUAUUCCCCAGAGCUAAUGUAAAAGACAUUGGGAUCGCCCCCAUCUAUUCCCCCACCACGAAGGUCCCUCCCUGUGAACAGAUAUUUUUCCAUGGGUGCACUUUUUCUGUGCCUUAGCACUUGCUCUAUAAAAUCUCUGUGCAUGUGCCUGUAAUAGAUAAUAAUGACUAGUGCUUGUAUGGUAAAUUUUUAAAUGAGCCUGAGUUCAUUCUUGGAUGCCAUAAGACCAUUUGACAUUCAUAUUUCGCAUUCAAAUAAAUGACCACAAUGCUCAAAAUUGUAAAUGGAAUAUGGGGAAUAGAACUGCUUGAAUGUGCAAAAUGAUGCAGUUGAAGCUUUUAACUUCUUUUUUUUUUUUUUUUUUUUU
Molecule: messenger RNA, 1831 nt
Organism: Syngnathoides biaculeatus (alligator pipefish)
Lineage: Eukaryota; Metazoa; Chordata; Actinopteri; Syngnathiformes; Syngnathidae
Gene: edaradd
Product: EDAR-associated death domain
Exons: 6
Coding region: 406-1056 (216 amino acids)
Biological process (GO): signal transduction
Molecular function (GO): protein binding
Source: RefSeq, a predicted model, not a curated record